Messenger RNA from Fraxinus pennsylvanica, 333 nucleotides. The record is from the annotation of a GenBank genome assembly. Lineage: Eukaryota; Viridiplantae; Streptophyta; Magnoliopsida; Lamiales; Oleaceae.
AUGUCGCCAGCUGAUUCAUCAUGCGAGGAAAAUGUAUACAUGGCCAAAUUAGCCAAACAGGCUGAGCGCUACGAGGAAAUGGUUGAGUUUAUGGAUAAGGUAGCACAAAGAGUCAAUACGGAGGAGUUGACUGUCGAGGAAAGGAACCUCCUCUUUGUGGCAUACAAAAAUGUUAUGGCGCUAGAAGGGCUUAAUGGAGAAUCAUCUCUUCCCUCGAGCAGAAAGAAGAGAGUCGUGGGAAUGAGGAUCAUGUUAAUUGUAAUUAAGGAGUAUAAGAGUAAGAUUGAUGCUCCAAAAAUUGGUGAUCCAACAAUGAUCUGCCCUUGUUAUUAG